This is a messenger RNA of Prunus mume (Japanese apricot), 4887 nucleotides long. RefSeq names its product tetratricopeptide repeat (TPR)-containing protein (gene NOXY38). The record is from RefSeq and is a predicted model, not a curated record. NCBI's taxonomy places the organism in Eukaryota, Viridiplantae, Streptophyta, Magnoliopsida, Rosales, Rosaceae. Gene Ontology annotation, cellular component: cytoplasm. Gene Ontology annotation, biological process: organelle organization. Gene Ontology annotation, molecular function: protein binding.
CUCUCUCUCUCUCUCUCACAUAAAAGGGCGAAACUUCGCCGCCUCUCGGGCUCUCAGCCACUGCCUUCCUGCUCCUCGCUCUCUACCCCCUCCUAAAACCUCAGCGUGCGACUCUCACCCUCUCUCCACACACACAGAUAUAUAUUCAUAUAUUCAUCGUUCCCACCUUCACAGAAUAGGUGGUGAAAAUGGCUGGAAAGUCGAAUAAAGGGAGGAACCGUAAAGUGGCACAUAAUGCUGCAAAUUCUUCUGAUGCAGUGGUCCCGACUGAUGCUCCUGUGAAAGAUAACUCAAGCGCUUCAGAGCCCAUCAAAGCUGAUGCUAAUGGUGUUUCAGCUGUGGAAGAAUCAACUGAGGGCAAGCCAGAGGCAAAAGAGUCUGAAACAGAGAAUUCAACCAGCCAACCUAAGCAAGGCGACCUUCAUCUGUAUCCCGUCUCUGUCAAGACACAAAGUGGCGAGAAGCUUGAGCUACAAUUGAACCCUGGAGAUUCUGUUAUGGAUAUAAGACAGUUUCUGCUUGAUGCGCCAGAGACAUGUUUCUUCACAUGCUAUGACUUAUUGCUACACACAAAGGAUGGCUCCACUCAUCAUUUGGAAGACUUUAAUGAAAUUUCUGAAGUUUCUGACAUUACGAUUGGUGGUUGCUCCUUGGAGAUGGUUCCUGCUUUAUAUGAUGAUAGAUCUAUAAGGGCUCAUGUUCAUCGUACACGAGAAUUACUUUCCCUGUCCACACUUCAUGCGUCACUAUCAACAUCACUUGCAUUACAGUAUGAGACAGCACAAAACAAAGUAUCAAGUCCUGGAGAUACCACAAAAACUGAGGUCCCAGAGCUUGAUGGUUUGGGUUUUAUGGAGGAUGUUGCCGGUUCAUUGAGCAAUUUGCUAUCAUCACCCUCGAAAGAGAUCAAAUGUGUGGAGAGUAUUGUGUUUUCAUCCUUCAACCCCCCACCAAGCUAUAGAAGGCUUGUUGGGGAUUUGAUUUAUUUGGAUGUAGUGACAAUGGAGGGUAAUAAACAUUGUAUUACGGGGACUACCAAACUGUUUUAUGUAAAUUCAAGCACCGGGAAUACUCUUGAUCCUCGGCCGAGUAAAAGCAAUUUGGAAGCUACCACACUUGUUGGACUUUUGCAAAAGAUCAGCUCUAAGUUCAAAAAAGCUUUUCGUGAAAUUUUGGAGCGGAGGGCUUCUGCACAUCCUUUCGAAAAUGUUCAAUCUUUAUUGCCACCAAAUUCAUGGCUAGGGUUAUAUCCAGUUCCAGAUCACGAGCGUGAUGCAGCCAGAGCAGAGGAUGCCCUUACUCUCUCCUAUGGUAGUGAGUUAAUUGGCAUGCAAAGGGAUUGGAAUGAGGAGUUGCAAUCUUGUAGGGAAUUUCCACAUACAACUCCUCAGGAAAGAAUUUUGCGGGAUAGGGCUCUUUACAAAGUGACUUCAGACUUCGUUGAUGCAGCUAUGAGUGGUGCUAUUGGAGUCAUUAGCAGAUGCAUACCACCUAUAAAUCCCACUGAUCCAGAGUGCUUCCACAUGUAUGUCCACAAUAAUAUAUUCUUCAGUUUUGCUGUUGAUGCGGACCUUGAGCAGCUGUCUAAGAAACAUGCAGAUUCUAGUUCAAAGAUCGGGAGCACUGGCUCUUUACGCAAUUCUUCUGAGAAGGCUCCUGAUAGCUUGUUGCAUGGAGAGAGGGGAAUUCCCAAUGGGGAAAAAUGCGAUAGAUCAAGUACAAUGGAAUGUCAUGUUGCCAUGGAAUCGGCUCCUGAUGUUUCUGCUGAAACACAAUUGGGUGAAACCGAGCAGGCUACUUAUGCUUCUGCAAAUAAUGAUUUGAAAGGCACCAAGGCAUACCAAGAAGCUGAUGUUUCUGGACUUUAUAAUCUCGCUAUGGCCAUAAUUGAUUACAGGGGACAUAGAGUAGUAGCUCAGAGUGUUUUACCGGGCAUUCUUCAAGGGGAUAAAUCAGACUCUCUUCUAUAUGGUUCUGUUGAUAAUGGAAAGAAGAUAUGCUGGAAUGAAGAGUUCCAUUCCAAAGUGGUGGAAGCUGCUAAACGCCUUCAUCUGAAAGAACACACUGUCCUUGAUGGAUCUGGAAAUGUUUUUAAGUUAGCAGCACCGGUAGAAUGCAAGGGUAUUGUUGGUAGUGAUGACAGGCAUUAUCUCCUUGACUUGAUGAGAGUAACUCCACGUGAUGCAAACUUCACUGGGCCUGGGUCCAGAUUUUGUAUCUUGAGGCCUGAACUAAUUACUGCUUACUGCCAGGUCCAAGCUGCAGAUAAACCAAAAUGUAAGUCAAGUGAGGGAGAAGGUCAUGUCACCAAGGAUUCUCCAAACAUCACCGAUGUUAAAGAGGACAUAACAGAAGAAGGGAAGGACACAGAUGCAGAAGGUGCUUCUCCACCCACCGACAACUCUGAAUCAUGCAAAGGAACUCUUUCCAACCCUGAUGCCUUAACUGAGUUUAAGGUGGCUGGAAGUGAGGAGGACAUAACGGAAAAAGGGAAGGCCACAGAUGCACAAGAAGGUGCUUCCCCACCCACGGACAGCUCUGAAUCAUGUGAGGACAUUCUUUUCAACCCUAAUGUCUUCACUGAGUUUAAGUUGGCGGGAAGUGAGGAGGAGAUUGCAGCAGACGAAGGAAAUGUGAGGAAAGCCAGUGUGUAUCUUACAGAUGUUGUGCUUCCGAAGUUUAUACAAGACCUUUGCACACUUGAAGUAUCACCAAUGGAUGGGCAAACACUAACUGAAGCACUCCAUGCUCAUGGAAUUAAUGUUCGCUAUAUUGGGAAAGUGGCUGAUGGGACCAGACAUUUACCUCAUCUUUGGGAUCUUUGCUCUAAUGAGAUUGUGGUGAGAUCGGCAAAGCACAUUCUCAAGGAUGCCUUGAGAGAAACGGAUGAUCAUGAUAUUGGGCCUGCAAUCUCCCAUUUCUUCAACUGUUUUUUCGGAAGCAGUCAAGCUAUUGGCUCUAAAGUGGCUGCUAAUAGUGUGCAGUCUAGAACCCCCAAAAAAGAACAAACAGGCCAUCAAUCAUCAGGAAAGCUGUCCAAGGGACAAGGAAGAUGGAAGGAUGGAGCAUCUACAAGAAAGAAUCAAUCCUCAUUUAUGCAUGUUAGCUCAGAAACUCUAUGGUCUGACAUUCAAGAAUUUACAAAGCUCAAAUAUCAGUUUGAGCUGCCAGAGGAUGCUAGGACUCGUGUAAAGAAAGAUUCUGUUAUACGUAAUCUUUGUCAGAAGGUGGGCAUUACAAUUGCAGCUCGCAGAUAUGAUCUUAAUUCUGCAGCACCUUUCCAAAUAUCAGAUAUCUUAAAUCUUCAACCUGUAGUGAAACACUCAGUUCCUGUGUGUUCAGAAGCUAAGGAUCUUGUGGAAACAGGAAAGAUCCAACUGGCAGAGGGAAUGCUGAGCGAAGCCUACACAUUAUUUUCUGAAGCAUUUUCGAUACUUCAGCAGGUUACUGGUCCAAUGCAUCGGGAGGUUGCAAACUGCUGUCGGUAUCUUGCCAUGGUCCUAUAUCAUGCAGGAGAUAUGGCGGGAGCCAUAAUGCAACAACACAAGGAACUAAUUAUAAAUGAGCGUUGCCUGGGUCUAGACCACCCUGACACUGCUCACAGCUAUGGAAAUAUGGCUCUUUUCUAUCACGGACUUAAUCAGACAGAGCUUGCAUUACGACACAUGUCCAGGGCAUUGCUCCUGCUAAGUUUGUCAUCUGGCCCAGAUCACCCUGAUGUCGCUGCAACCUUCAUUAAUGUCGCUAUGAUGUACCAGGAUCUUGGGAAGAUGGACACUGCCCUUCGAUAUUUGCAAGAGGCUUUGAAAAAGAAUGAGAGACUUCUAGGGGAGGAACAUAUCCAGACUGCUGUAUGCUAUCAUGCACUUGCUAUUGCAUUUAAUUGUAUGGGUGCCUUCAAACUCUCUCACCAGCAUGAGAAGAAAACCUACGAUAUACUUGUGAAACAAUUGGGCGAGGAGGAUUCAAGAACACGUGACUCUCAAAACUGGAUGAAGACAUUUAAGAUGCGUGAGCUACAGAUGAAUGCACAAAAGCAAAAAGGUCAAGCUUUGAAUGCUGCUUCAGCUCAAAAGGCAAUCGACAUCUUGAAGGCCCAUCCUGACUUGAUGCAGGCAUUCCAAUCUGCUGCCAUAGCCGGUGGGUCUGGGAGUUCUAACCCUUCUGUCAACAAAUCUCUUAAUGCCGCAAUAAUUGGUGAAACUCUUCCACGCGGUAGGGGAGUUGAUGAGAGGGCUGCUCGUGCAGCAGCUGAAGUUAGGAGGAAGGCAGCAGCAAGGGGCCUCUUAAUACGUCCACAUGGUGUUCCAGUCCAAGCCUUGCCUCCACUUACCCAGCUUCUCAAUAUCAUCAAUUCAGGUGCAACCCCAGAUGCAGUAGAAAAUGGAGAAACUGAUGGAGUAAAGGAAGCCAACGGUCAUCCUGUAAAUGGUCCGGCGGAUGCCAAAAAAGAUCAAUCAACAACUGACCAGGAAGGUCAGCCUCCAGUUGGAUUGGGCAAAGGCUUAGGAGCAUUGGAUGCCAAGAAACCGAAAUCAAAAACCAAAGUUGCAUCUUGAGAUUCAAGUCAGAUUUUAUUAGCUGACAAGGUGGGUUUCUUUGUGAGGUUUGGCUAUUUUGAGGGAAGAAAUUUUUCUAUUGGUUUAAGGAUGAGAACCGAGUCCACUGAACUUUUGGAAGGUAGAGAACUCUUGAGAUGUGUAUGAAAUCCGUGGAUGUUCUGUGUAAUUUUUUAGUAUAAUAAUCAGGCUUGCAGAUAGAUUCAGGCAGCAAAAGAGCAAUUUCCGGAGCAAAUAGGCCCCUUAUGUAGGACUUGCCCCUAGUACUGACUGAUGGAAAAAUUCUGUUGUUUUUUUGUUUCGAUAUUUACCCAAAUUUUAAGAAUCA